Molecule: messenger RNA, 1374 nt
Organism: Amaranthus tricolor (Joseph's coat)
Lineage: Eukaryota; Viridiplantae; Streptophyta; Magnoliopsida; Caryophyllales; Amaranthaceae
Exons: 3
Coding region: 1-1374 (457 amino acids)
Biological process (GO): DNA repair; telomere maintenance
Molecular function (GO): DNA helicase activity
Source: RefSeq, a predicted model, not a curated record
AUGCAUGGUCCGUGUGGUAAAUUCAAUGCAGAAUGUCCAUAUAUGGUUAUGCGUGAAGGAAAAAAAUUCUGUAAGCAUAAGUAUCCGAGAUCAUUUACCACCUUCACAAAACACGGCAAGGAUAGCUAUCCAACAUAUAGGAGACGAGCUACCGGUGAGUCUGUACGUAUUUGUGGCAUUGCGCUAGAUAAUCGCUGGGUUAUUCCAUAUAACCCUUAUCUUGUUGCGACAUUCGAUUGCCAUAUAAAUGUGGAAGUUUGCUCAACUAUUAAAGCUGUGAAAUACCUUUACAAAUAUGUAUACAAAGGCUAUGAAAAGAUAUCCGUUAGUAUUAGUCAUGAAGAUGAAACGCAUUCUGUUGAUGAGGUUGAACGGUUUCUAUCUGGAAGAUGGGUUUCUCCACCUGAAGAUGCUUGGAGGAUUUUUGCGUUUGAUCUUUAUGACAUGCAGCCUUUAGUCAUGCCAUUACAAGUUCAUCUACCCAACAAGCAAAGUGUUUGUUUCAAUGCUUCGGAAAAUCUCGCACAUGUUGUACAUAGUGAAUCUAAAGCCAAGACUGUUUUGACAGAGUUUUUCUCAUAUAAUGCAUCACAUCCUUUAGAGCCAAAAAAGCGUAGCAAGGUAAUUGGUAGACUUGCUUUUGUCGCACCUUCAGAAGGCGAACGCUACUAUCUACGCUUAUUGUUAACAUGCGUUGUUGGGCUAUGUUCUUUUGAUGAUCUUCUUACGGUCAACAAUAAGUUGUGUUCAACAUUUCAUGAAGCCACAUUAAAACGAGGAUUGGUUGAACCAGAUGACUUAAUCGAACAAUGCUUGGAUGAAGCCAUUGAAGACUAUGCAUGCAAGCAUCCUAAUGAACCUCAAAAGGUCUUAGCACUAACGGCUCGAGCCUUUGAGGCUUUCUUAGAGAACGUGGGUAAGAGUCUUACUCAUUAUGGGUUGCAGCAUCUUUACAAAGAUAUAGAUGUGCCAUUUCACCAAACACGGGAUAUUGCUAAUGCUUUAGAUGCCCCUAUUCCAUCAUCUUGUUUGGAAGCCAGGUCAUUGUUAACCUGUGAGCAGCGUGCAGCAUACAAGUGCAUUAUCGCACAUGUAAAACAAGGAAAACCUGGGUCAUUUUUCAUUGAUGGGCCAAGUGCAACUGGGAAAACAUUUUUGUAUAAUGCCUUAUAUGCAAAAGUACGCUUGCUUAACAAGAUAGUCCUUCCCACUACGACUUCGGGUAUUGCAGCUUUAAACAUGUCCACUGGUCGCACUGCACACUCGAGAUUUAAGAUUCCAAAUGAUUGUGGAGAUUGCUUAUCAUGCAAUGUUGGCAGACAAUCAAGUCUUGCUGCACUUAUUAAAGAAGCUUCGUUUAUCAUGUGCGAUUAA